Messenger RNA from Oryza brachyantha (malo sina), 2143 nucleotides. RefSeq names its product endo-1,4-beta-xylanase 5-like. Lineage: Eukaryota; Viridiplantae; Streptophyta; Magnoliopsida; Poales; Poaceae. Gene Ontology annotation, molecular function: hydrolase activity, hydrolyzing O-glycosyl compounds. Bases 1 to 1749 code for a protein of 582 amino acids. The transcript has 6 exons. The record is from RefSeq and is a predicted model, not a curated record. Gene Ontology annotation, biological process: carbohydrate metabolic process.
AUGAGGGCUUUCAAAGAGAAAUUAGGAAUCCUUUGGCUAUGCAUUUCUAUCUUCGAAGGUCACAUGGUCCAAUCGGUUCCCUAUGAUCAUACAGCGAGCAUCGAGUGCCUGAGCAACCCGAUGAGACCCCUGUACAACGGCGGCGUCAUCAAGAACAGCAAGUUCGACAGAGGCCUGACGGACUGGUCCGUGCCCUGGGACGUCAAGGCCACCGUAAGCAGCUCGCCGUCCGGCAACAAGUUCGCCGAGGCGACGACCGACGGCCAGCCAUCGCACACCGUCUACCAGACGGUCCAGAUGCAGCCCAACACCCACUACUCCCUGUCAGCGUGGCUGCAGGUUUCGGCUGGCACGGCCAACGUGAAGGCGGUGAUCAAGACUCCCGACGGCCAAUACGUCGCCGCCGGUGCCACCGUCGCCAAGGCCGGCUGCUGGAGCAUGAUUAAGGGCGGCAUGACUGCCUAUUCCUCGGGACUAGGCCAGCUGUACUUUGAGGCCGACGCGGCGGUGGUGAUCUGGGUGGACAGCGUCUCGCUGCAGCCGUUCUCGUUCGCCGAGUGGGACGCGCACCGCCAGCAAUCCGCCGGCAGGGCACGGCGGAGCACGGUCAGGAUGGCGGCGAGGGGUCCCGGCGGCACGCCGGCGGCGAACGCCACCGUGAGCGUCGAGCUCCUCCGUCCAGCGUUCCCGCUCGGCAACGCGAUGACGAGGGAGAUCCUGGACAUCCCGGCGUACGAGCAGUGGUUCGCGUCGCGGUUCACGGUGGCCACGUUCGAGAACGAGAUGAAGUGGUACAGCACCGAGCCGAGCCGGGGCAACGAGGACUACGGCGUCGCCGACGCCAUGCUCGCGCUCGCCGAGCGGCGGGGCAUCCGGGUGCGCGGCCACAACGUGUUCUGGGACGACCAGAGCACGCAGAUGGCGUGGGUGCGGUCGCUGGGCCCCGACGAGCUCAGGUCGGCGAUGGAGCGGCGGCUUCGCUCCGUCGUGUCGCGGUACGCCGGCAGGGUGAUCGGCUGGGACGUGGUGAACGAGAACCUCCACUGGAGCUUCUUCGAGGGAAGGCUCGGCCCGGACGCGUCGCCGGCGGCGUACCGCCGGGUGGCGGAGAUCGACGGCGCGGCGCCGCUGUUCAUGAACGAGUUCAACACCGUGGAGCAGCCGAUGGACAUGGCGGCGAUGUCCAGCAAGUACGUCGCCAAGAUGAACCAGAUACGCGCCUUCCCCGGCAACGGCGGCCUGAAGCUCGCCGUCGGGCUGGAGAGCCACUUCGGCACGCCCAACAUCCCCUUCAUGCGAGCGACACUGGACACGCUGUCGCAGCUCAACGUCCCCAUUUGGCUCACCGAGAUUGACGUCACCAAUGGACCCAACCAGGCGCAACACUUGGAGGAAGUGUUGAGAGAAGGGUACGGGCACCCUAGCGUCGAUGGCAUGGUGAUGUGGGCCGCGUGGCACGCCCAGGGGUGCUACGUCAUGUGCCUCACGGACAACGACUUCAAGAACCUCGCCGUCGGCGACGUCGUCGACAAGCUCAUCGCCGAGUGGAGGACGCAUCCCGUGGCCGCCACGACGGACGCCGACGGCGUGGUCGAGCUCGACCUCGUCCACGGCGAGUACAACGUGACGGUGACGCACCACCCGUCGUCGCCGCUCGUGCCGUCCGCCGUGCGCACGUUGACGGUGGAAGCGUCCUCGUCGGCGUCGUCGUCGUCCGUGUCAGGGAAGGUGAUGCGCAUCAGGUUGUAGGAACAACUCCUGGAUUGACAUGCGUACAGAGGAUGCAAUGCAGAUUCAGAAGAUAAGCAGAUCGAUAUGAUUGUUCAGUUUCACAAGAAGAAGAAAUAUCCCUGUCCUGUCCAAUCCCAUGGAAAAUAUUUGAGGAGGGGUCGAUUCAGAUUUUUUUUUGGGGGCGGCUGGGGUGGAGGGGAAGCAAAAUGUAAUAACAAGAAGAAAUGUGGAUUUUCAGAUGAAAUAUUAUUGGCCGCCACUGGAAUAAUAUGGGCUCAGAAUACAUAAUGUAGUUGUUUAGAAUCAAUUAAUCGAUCUCUCUGCUGCAAAUGGGUUUUUAAUUUGAUCAAUGGGAGUGGUGUUUGGCAGAAUUUACUACGAAAUUAUUUAAAAAAUCACAUCCCAUCCUUUU